Molecule: messenger RNA, 3812 nt
Organism: Onthophagus taurus
Lineage: Eukaryota; Metazoa; Arthropoda; Insecta; Coleoptera; Scarabaeidae
Gene: tous
Product: testes of unusual size
Molecular function (GO): protein binding
Source: RefSeq, a predicted model, not a curated record
AUCGGUUAAAAUGACACAAUUAUUGUUAAAUUAUCGAAGGGAUGGCAGCUUUAACCGCUGCGCUUCCAGCCCUUCAACCCCGACUCAUUUUAGGUAUAAAUACUGCUGUGAAAGGUAACGCUCAUUUUAUUAACGAUGAAGACAUCGCUUAUCCAUGCGGAAGCAUGCUGGUUAUGCACAAUUUUAAUCAACACCGACAAAAAUUUAUUAAACUCACCGAUCGGGGCCAAUAUGUUACUUCUAUUGCGAUAACUCCAAAUAGAAAAUUAUUGGCGGUUGCUGAAAGCGGAGAUAGGCCCUAUGCUACGUUAUUUGAGACGAACACCUGCAAGAAAAAGAAACAAAUCUUGAUUCCAAUGGAUCGCGAAUGUACGACGCGAGAAUUCGCUUGCAUGUCUUUUACCCAAGAUAACCGAAAUCUAAUCGUUGUGACCGGCGAACCCGACUGGCAAAUGUACGUUUAUAAAGCUGAAAAAGGCAGAGUUGAAAGCAGUUGUCGCGCUAAUAACUUAAACAACGUCGGAGAUAUCGUCCAGAUUUGUUGCAACCCAAACGACCCAAACCUCCUCAUCUUACUCGGAAACCAAACGUACCGAAUGCUCGCAUCGUUCGAAAACGUUUGGCGCCAAUUUGGUUUCGCAAAAGCCGAAGGUGUUAACUUCACAUCCGGAUCUUGGUUAUCUCAAGACCGUUUUCUCGCGGGAACUUCGGACGGGCGCAUAAUGACCAUCGAAAGUGGCGAGCUCAAAGCGAUACACAUCGCGUACGACACCCCUUUAUUCAACUACAAAUUCGAGGAUGACGCCGAAGCGGGCGAUUUAACAAACUUGUUAGAUAACUCUUUGAUGGCCAUAGCAGGCGAAGAUAACCAAGUAAAAUCGAUGUUUGUCUUCUCGAAAGGGUUUGCUUACGCUUGCGGGGUCGGAAUGGUUUAUUUAUACGAAAAGGAAACCCCGCAUCGUUACAGAAGACGAAACGUUUUUAAAGUACCCGAUCGAAACGUCGUUCGAGAAGACGAUGACCCAACCGUUGAUGGUGCUUUAAACCAUAUUAAUCAUUUAGGGGUGAAUUUAUCUGAAGAUAGGUUAUUAGCGACGUGUAAAGAGAAUCAAAUGUAUACGGUGAGGUUAUGGGGGCCCGAUAUAGUUGCGCAACCUGAAAUUAUGUUUCAAGAACAAGGGAUGAAUUUGCAUCAUGGUGGAAUUGGUUCGAUUGCGGUGUGUAAAUGGAAGCCGAUUUUUAUGACUUCGGGAACUUGGGACCGAACCAUACGCAUUUGGAACUUUGAAUCGGAAACUUUAGAAUUAGUUAAAACUUAUUUAGAAGAAAUCCACGGUUUAGCUUUGCACCCAACGGGGUUAUACGCCGUGGUCGGAUUCUCCGACAAACUCCGAUUCUUAACAAUCCUUUUAGACGAUCUCGAAAUGACCCGAGAAUUCUCUGUAAGGAAUUGUAAAUUAGUAUCUUUUAGUAAUUUGGGUCAUAUUUUUGCGGCUGCUAACGGAAAUAUAAUUCAAGUGUACUCGUCGGUUUCGUUCGAGCAUAUGUUUAAUUUGAAAGGUCAUAACGGAAGGGUUACCGGGUUCUCUUGGGUUCACGACGAUUAUAAAUUGUGUUCGUGCGGGGCCGAAGGGGCAGUUUACGAAUGGCAAAUCUCGACGACGCGGAGAAUCAGCGAGACGAUCGUGAAAUCGUGUCAAUUUGCGGAUGCCAAUACCACGGGCGAUGGAAAAUCGGUUUUUGCGGUUGGCUCAGACGGCAGAAUUAGGGAGAUUAUGAACUGUAAUAUUCAAAGGGAUGUUUCUGUAACGCAGACGGCUUUGACCAAAGUGGUACUUUCCAAUUCGAAUUUAAUGUUGUUCGUGGCUGGAAUUAAUGGAGUCGUUUAUUCGGUUAAAAUUCCGAUUAUGGAUACAGCUGAAUGUAUUGAGUUUGUCGUACAUCCAACUGCAAUAAGUCAUAUGGAAAUAACUUACGAUGAUCGUUUUAUAAUAACAGCUUCAAGGGAGGGAAUCAUUUGUAUUUGGCGUUUAUUAAACAUCGAAGGAAAAGCAAUUAAACUCGACAAAGAAUUCUCACCUUCAACCGAAAUUCUAAUUCCAAAAGUCGAUUUAGAAGAAAAACUCAACUUUAUUCGCGACUUACAAUUAAGAAUGCACGAAUUAGAAACGGAACACGCGUAUCAAAUGCGCCAAAUCGAAACGUUACAUAACGCAGCCAUCAAAAACGUCCACGAAGGCUACUGCAACGCCAUCGAAGAAUUAAAAGAGAAAAUCGAAGCUUUAGAGGGAGACCAUUUCACGGAAAUCAACACGAUUAACGAAGAAAUCAUGAAAAUGAAACACAAUCACGAAGAAUACAUUCAAAAAUUAGAAAAUAGUUAUAACGAAAAACUUAUUAACGAAUACGAGAAAUAUCUCAAGUUGGAACAAAAAAUGGAACAGAUGAGAGUGAGAUUUUUGCUUGAAAUCGAGGAAUUAAUUGUGAGCAAAAAGGAAUCUGAGGCGAAUAUAACAAAUUCGUUCGUUGAGAAAUUGAAUGAGAAAGAAGUCCAAUUGGAGGAGUUGCAAGAAGAGGGAAGACAACGAUCGAAAGAACACGAAAUAAUUAAGCAACAAAUCGAAGAUGAUGCAGAUCGAGAAAUUUACGAUCUUAAAAUAAACUAUGAAACACAAUUAACCGCGGAACAAGACGCGAAUAUUCGGCUAAAAGGUGAAGCGCAAACUGUUAAAAAGAAAUUAACAGCGGCAUCAAAAGAAAUCGAUGAUUUAAAACACGCGGUACACACCCAACAAAACGAACAAUUAAAAUUAAAACAAAUCAUAUUAAACUUAGAAAAAGAUAUGCUCGAUUUAAAAAAAGAAAUCGCCGAGCGCGAUUCAACAAUACAAGACAAAGAGAAACGAAUCUUCGAAUUAAAACGCCGCAACCAAGAACUAGAAAAAUUCAAAUUCAUUUUAGACUUCAAAAUAAACGAAUUAAAAUCGCAAAUCGAGCCGAGAGAACGCCGCAUCCGCGAACAAAUGGAACAAAUCACCGAAAUGGUCAACGAAUUAGAAAACUUACAAAAAAUCAUCCUCUCCUUAGACGUCCAAUUACGCGAAUUACGCGAAAAAUUAAAAGCAGCCGACCUCGAAAUCAAACGCGAAAUAACCAAAAAUCGUUGCGCGAAAGCAGCCUUAAAAAAAAUUCGAAACGACAUCCACCACGCGAGCGGUUUAAUCCAAGACGUUCCAAAACUACAAAAAGCAGUCAAAGAAAUGUAUCACACCUACAACACCGAUAAAGACUUCGAAAUUAUGUUGGCGGAAGAUCGCGAUGCCAAAAACGAAUUUCUACGUCAACGCGACUUUUUAGAAAAAACCAUCAAAUCGUUACAAACCCAAAUCAAUAAAACAUCCUCUUCGAUUAUGGACAAAUUAAAAUUGGUCGAAGAAAAUUCGGCGUUAAUCGUCGAAACGAACGCGUUAAGGAAAGAUUUGAAAUUGGAGUAUCGGAAGAAUCAAAAAAUGGAGGCUGUUUUGGGGUUGCAUAAGAAAUGCGUGAGCGUGCGGGAAACUGAAAAGACUUUGAAUGAUGCGGUUGCGACUCGGCACGAGAUUCAUAAUGAAUACAAAAAGAUUAUUGUUGAUAAUGAGAGGUGUAUUAAAGCGUUGGAGGAGGAGAAUAAUCGGUUGUUGCAUGAAAUUUCUUUGGCCGAUCGGUGCCAAGAAGAGGAAGUUCGCGAGGAACCUUUGGAGAUUAAAGAGUCUAAAACUACGGAUGUUAUUGAAAUGAACUAAAUUAAAUAAAUUCUUUUUUUCCCCUAAAAA